AUGACAGAAGAAGGAUUUCGAAAGCGCUUUAGGAUAGGAAGACCAGAGACAGGAGAAACAUUUUCUCAGUUUGGAGUGCGGAUGGAGAGUUAUUUCACCCGUUGGCUGGAAAUGUCAGGUACUGCAUCAACCUUUGACGCAUUGAAGGAUUUUGUUGUCAAGGAUCAGGUUCUUCAAACCUGUGGGCAUGAUCUGACACUCUUCAUCAAGGAAUGGACUCCCAAGACAUUGGCAGAGAUGACAGAGAUGGCUGAUCAGUAUGCAGAGGCCCGAGGAAAUCCGACGAAUUUAGUUAAGCCCAAGUUCACUGGUUCUAAGCACAGCAGAGGCGGAAAUCGCGCGCAGGUGGCAGAUGGUAAAUCGUCAGACAAGAAAGAUGUCAAAGUUUCUGGGAGCAAUAUCAGACAUUGUUAUAUUUGCAAGAAGACUGAUCAUUUGGCUAACAGAUGUCCAAAGAGGGAUUCAAACAAAGUUGGUGUGGUAGAUGUUGAGACUUCGACAGGCCAUGCACCCGUUUCCUGUGGAGCGGCGGGUGUUAAGAUGCCGGUAGUCAUGGGGUAUGUUGGCAAUCACCGUAUCUCUGUGUUAAGGGAUUCAGGAUGUGGAAAGGCAGUAGUGAUGAAGAGUUUAGUGUCUCCAGAGGAAAUGACUGGGAAGGUUGAGGCGUGUAAACUUGCUGAUGGUACCGUAUUACAUCUAUCUACGGCUAGAAUCAUGGUCGACACCCCUUAUUAUACGGGCCGAGUCGAAGCCUGGGUUAUGGAAACGCCUAUAUAUGACCUUAUGUUGGGCAACAUGGUUAAUGUCAGGCCAGCAGAGGAACCCGAUAGCGCAUGGGAACAUACUCAGGAGGCAAGCGCGGUUCAGACGAGAGCACAAGCAGGUCAGGAUACAACUUAUCGUCCCCUGAAGGUUCCGAAGGAUCUGGGAGAUAUUGAUCCGGGCAAGUUUAAGGAUGCACAACUGACUGAUGGUACUUUGGCAAAGAUUCGUGAAUUUGUAAAAAGCGGGCAAGUAAAGGAGAGGCAAGACGGGAGUUCGUCUAAAUUUACUGUUCGACAGGGUCUGAUAUAUAGAGAAUACAAGGGUUCUGCAAAGCUUCAAGGGCGUACAUCCAAGCAACUAGUGGUUCCAUCACAGUACAGAGGCAUUGUUCUUCGGUUGGCUCAUGACUCAGUCAUGGCGGGACAUUUGGGGGCCAAGCGAACCGCAGAUCGGAUUUUGUUAGAGUUUUACUGGCCAGGGAUCAUCGCGGAUGUGUCGCGUUAUUGCCGUUCGUGCGAUGUAUGUCAACGUACUUUCCCUAAGGGUAGAGUAACCAAAGUUCCCCUUGGGAGGAUGCCACUUAUUGAUAUACCCUUCCAACGCGUCGCCAUCGAUUUAGUUGGCCCACUUCAGCCAGCCACUGACCGUGGGAAUCGAUAUAUACUUACGUUAGUGGAUUACGCUACACGGUACCCGGAGGCGGUCGCUUUAAAAGGUAUCGAAGCAGAGAGAGUCGCUGAGGCUUUGGUAGACAUAUAUAGCAGGGUAGGAGUCCCGAGAGAAGUAUUGACUGACCAAGGGUCCCAAUUCACGUCGGAAGUGAUGAAGGAGGUCAGCAUGUUGUUGUCAAUUCGUCAGCUCACAACCACCCCUUACCACCCGAUGUGUAAUGGCCUGGUGGAAAGAUAUAACGGGACACUUAAACAGAUGCUCAGGAGGAUGUGCAGUGAACGUCCAAAGGACUGGGACAAAUACCUCAACGCGCUGUUGUUCUCUUACCGAGAGGUUCCACAAGAAAGCCUAGGUUUCUCCCCGUUCGAGCUACUCUAUGGAAGAGUGAUUAGAGGGCCAAUGAGAAUUCUUCGCGAAUUAUGUGCCAAGGAUGUUCCUGAUCCAGAAGUGAAAACAACCUACCAGUAUGUGGUUGAUCUUAGAGAACGGCUUGAAGAGACCUGCAAAUUGGCACGGGAGCACCCGGAGACAGCUAAAGUUCAACAGGCUCACUGGUACAACAAAAAGGCAAAGGAAAGGAAGAUGAAGCCUUGA
Molecule: messenger RNA, 2031 nt
Organism: Pecten maximus
Lineage: Eukaryota; Metazoa; Mollusca; Bivalvia; Pectinida; Pectinidae
Exons: 1
Coding region: 1-2031 (676 amino acids)
Biological process (GO): DNA integration
Molecular function (GO): nucleic acid binding; zinc ion binding
Source: RefSeq, a predicted model, not a curated record